UCAUGAUUGUCACGUGCUACUUCAAAAGAUAUUUCCAGUGGCUAUUCUUCCUUACUUGGACAAAAAAAUACGUGGCACAUUGAUUGAGUUCUGUCAGUUCUUCCAAAAGCUAUGUGCCAAGACAUUAUAUGCCAUCGAGAUUGAGAAAAUGAGAUCAGGAAUCAUUAUGAUAUUGUGUAAACUAGAGAAAAUAUUUCCUCCAUCAUUUUUUACAAUAAUGGUUCACCUUUGUGUGCAUUUGCCUGAGCAAGCUCUAUUAGGUGGGCCAGUAUGUGGAAGAUGGAUGUUUGGUCCCGAACGACGAAUGGGUACAUACAAGAACUAUGUUCGUAACUUUGCACGUCCAGAUGGUUCUAUUACAGAAGCAUAUGUUGUUGAUGAGGCUGUGACUUUUCUAUCAAGAUAUAUACAUAAUAUUGAAACAAGUUUCACACGCCCAGAGCGUAAUUGGGAUGUACCUACCUCAAAUUAUUCUUUAGAAAUAUUUAACAAUAAAAUUCGAAUGAUGGGGGCUUCUACAUUUGCAAGGCUUGGGGCAUAUAGCCAGAUAGUGCAUUGGUACAUCCUAAAUAAUUGUGGAGAACAACUGGAUAAAUACCUGAGGUGAGCCAUUUUCACUUUCCUAAUUACUUUUAAUAGGACAUUUAUUUUUAGUAUUUAAAUAAUUACUUUUCACUCAAUAUAGUGAGCACAAAGAAUUAUUGCGUUCAAGAUAUGUAAGAGAAGAAGAUCUUGAAGCUGCUCAUAAAGAGGAAUUCUUUUCUUGGUUUAAGACCAAGGUAAAUUAUGUUUGAUAUUAAGUUUAUUAAGUCAUCAAAUACAUUUAUUAAAUGGUGAAAUAAAUAUUACAGAUGGCAAUGCUUAAGGUUAAUGGCAGUCAAGAAGCAACAGAUGAUUUGUAUUCUUUGUCACAAGGUGCUGAUGAUCGUUACACAUCAUGGAAUAGUUGCAUUAUAAAUGGUGUUCGAUUUCGUUGUAAAAAACGUGAUGAUAAGUUCAACACACAAUGUAGCGGAGUUUCAACAGGGGGCACUGAAGAGAGUGGAAAUAUUACUUAUUACGGUGUUUUACUUGAAAUCUUAGAGUUGGACUUUAUUUAUCAUCGAAAAGUUUUUGUCUUUCGAUGUAAAUGGUACAAUACUGAUCCAAGAAGUAAAACAAUGGCAAUUGAUCAUAAUUUGACAUCAAUUGAUAUUACUUCUAAUUGGUAUGUUGAAGAUCCAUUUAUCUUGGCUGAUCAGGCUCAACAAGUUUUUUAUCUAAGUGAUCGAAGUAGGGGUAAAAAUUGGAUGAUUGUCCAAAAAGUUAAUCAUCGAAACAUAUUUGAUGUGCCUGAGCAUUCAAAUGAUUCAACUGACAAUGAAUUCGUUAGUGAUCCAGAAAUUGUGAAUCAUGGGAUUUUUCAAGAAGAAGAAUCAAGUGAGUUACCAACUUUUGAACCAAUUGAGGAAGUCAUUGAGACGUCUUCACUAGUUCGACGAGACGUGGCACCAACAACUCUUUCUAAUGAAUUGAUUGCUGAAUUACAUAUUGACAAUGGACAUAUUGAUAAUCGAGAAGAGGAUGGUGAUUUUGAUGAUAAUGGAAGAAUGUUUAUUAAUGAUGAAACACUGUAUGAGUAUUUGAGUGAAGUUGAUUCUGAUAGAGAAGAUAUUGAUAUUGAUGAUGAUUAGGUUAAUUGCUUUUUUAUAAUAAAUUCUUUUAAUUAAUAUCAUUUAAUAUAUUCUUAUUUUAUUCAUAAUACAUAAUAUAUAUUAGAAAUUUGAUUAUCAUAAUCUGUUUAGAUUUUUAAAAUGGCUCCAAGUGUUAGAAGAGGAUCACGAAGGGGAGGACGGAGUGGUAUGACUACAAGAUCCAAUAAAAUUACAAGUGGUAAGAUUAUUAUAAUAUAAUUUAUUUGAUAUUGUUGAGACAUAUAUAUAGUACUUUGCUGAAAUUGUUUUUUUUUUUUGGAUAAUUUUACAACAGAGUCUCAUUCUAUUGCACCAUCAUCUUCAUUAGCACCAUCAACUAGUGUAGCACCUCCUAAUUUGAGUGGUAUGAUAUUUCCCUACAACUAUAUAUUUAAUUAAUGAUUAUAUUGGAUUGAUAUUUUAUUUUAUAAUGUAAUUGUUUAUUAGCUCAACAAGCACAACAAGCACCAACAACUGAUCCACCAACAGUAGAACCACCGUUAGUAGACCUACAUAUUCAUUCAAGUGGUAUAAUUGUCCUUCAAGUUCUUUACUUAACCAAAAUUUCAAAAAAAAAAAGUUCUUUACUUAACCAAUAAGGGUUAUAUCUGAAUAAUAUUGUAUGUUAUUUUUAAAAUGUUGUAUUGUAGAGAAAGCUAGAAACCCUAUAGCAAAACGGGGGCCUACUUGUGGUCAUGGUACUAAGGUACUUAAGAAGUCAGCUAAGUCGUUAACUGUAACCUUCGACUAUAAACUUAAUCAAGCUAUUUGUGAUAAUGCUGAGCGAUUCAACAAUGAGAUUGGAUUUAUAGUUCGCCAAUACUGUAGUUUUCAGUACAAAGAAUGGAGGCUUGUACCUCCAGAAGUUAGAGCUCCACUUCGUGCUCGACUCUUGGUAAGAUUGACUAAUAUUUCUAAAUUUUUAUAUUUUUCAAUUUAUGAUCUCUAAUUAUUAUUGCAACUUUCUUCCCGUAGAAUACAUUUGAUAUUGACAUUGAAGAUGAGAAAGUCCAAAAAGUUAUUGAUGGGCAGAUGCAACGAGCAUGGAGAGGCCACAAAUAUAAAUUGCAUGACCAUUUCAAGAAAGUUGGUGGUGAAAUAGAUCCAACGAAGGCCAAGAAUGAGUGCCCUAGAGGAGAAGUAUCUCAGCAAGACUGGGAAUAUCUUUGUGAUCGUUGGUCUGAACCUAGCUUUUUGGAACUAUCAAAGAAGAAUGCAGACAGUCGUUCCAAAAGGAAGUGGGACUCUAGAAAUGGCUCAAAGUCUACCGCACGUCAUCACAUAUCACGUGGAGUAGAUUUAGAUGCUAGCAUAGGACAUAUUGAGACUUGGCGCCUUCGUCAUUGGCAUAAAGAGAAUGGAUGGGAAACUCCAGAGCUGAAGGACACAUAUGUAAGUGUAUUUUCAUUUAAUGUAGCCAAUUAUAAUAAAUUAGUUGUCUUAUAUAUUUACUUUUAUAUAUGCAGGAAAAAAUGAUACAGUUAAGGCAAGAUAACCCUCCAGAGAAGAUGUCUGACAAGGAAAUUUUAGAACAGGUACUUGGUCGACACUCUGUUCGUUUGUUUGGGUGGGGUCGAUCUCCUAACAUAUCCGAGACAACAAAUACUAGUAGCGAUCCAGAUCGUCCUAGUUAUUCUCGACUCAUGGAGCUUUAUCUUGAUUUACGAGGAGAGCUUGACACUAUGCGACAAGCUUUAAUUGCAAAGGAAAUCAUGUUACCUUCAACAAAUACACAUGCAUCUGACCAUAGUUCAGGACCUUCAAUGAACCCUACUCCUUUCAGAAAUAAUCAAGACACACCUUGCCAACCUAGUUCAGAGUUUAUGGGCGAGAAUGUGUAGGCUAUCUAUAUUUAGAUAUCUAGUUUUCUACUACACUUUAUACUCUAGUUCUAUUUUAUGAAUUUGUAUGUGUUUUGCUCUUACAUUUAAGACUUAGUGAUGUUUUAUAUUUUUUUCCAUAACUAUGUUUUACAUAGUUUUAUUUUUUAACAAUUUAGUGUUUAUUACUUUUUUUGUCAUAAUAAAUAAUUAAGAUAUAUAAUAAUUAAUAAAAUAUUUUAAAAAAUCUAAAUAGAAUUAAUAAAUUAAUAUUUAUACACAUAAUUUAAUCUUUACCCACACAUGUUUAUGGUUUACCCACACUUCUCAAUUGACACGUGGCACAUAUAAAUAAUGACACAUCAUACCACGUAAGUUGCCACAUAAAUGCCAAGUUGGAACUUCGUAUCCAUGUGUCAUGCCAUGUGUCAUGCCACGUAAGAUGACAUGUUGGCAAAAUAGCCACAUGUCAUGCCAUGUCACAUGCCAAGUCAUCAUCCACAUCAUCAAUUAUAUCUAACCUAGAUACUCACCCACACAAAUUUAUUAUAUUUUCCUUCACAUAUGUGUGUGGGUAAUGACAUAUCUAUUCCCCUCAUAUAAUGUAUGUGUGGGAAAUGAUAUUUAUCUACACCUACUUUUCUACACAUGUCUACACUUUAAGUAUGUGUGGGUAUAAAGUUUACCCCACACAUAGAGAUGUAUUUCCCACACAUUAUAUGUGUGGGGAAAACCCCUAAUUUCUU
This is a messenger RNA of Cannabis sativa, 4239 nucleotides long. RefSeq lists its product as uncharacterized. The coding region runs from base 852 to 1673 and encodes 273 amino acids. NCBI's taxonomy places the organism in Eukaryota, Viridiplantae, Streptophyta, Magnoliopsida, Rosales, Cannabaceae. The transcript has 2 exons. The record is from RefSeq and is a predicted model, not a curated record.